UGAUUAGAAACUACAAAAUAAUAUUGCAUUAUUCUAUUGCCUUGAAAAACGUAAAUAUAGGAAACAAUAUCAGAAAACAACUGAAUCUGAUAGAUUAGUGUUGUGGGAAAUUAAGACGGAGUAAGGGAAAGUGAUUUGAAUUUCCUUACUGUCAAACCGCUAUUAAUUAAUUUGUUUGAUUGAAUAAUUCUUUAAGAUUUAAAUGAUUUUAAAGAAAAAUGGAUGAUGACAGUGUAUUAACUACUUUAAAAAUCCUUAUUAUCGGAGAAAGUGAUGUGGGAAAGUCAAGUUUACUUCUAAGAUUUACUGAUGAUGUUUUUGAUCCAGGUUUAGCAGCAACUAUUGGUGUGGAUUUCAAAGUUAAAACUGUUUCUGUUGAUGGAAAUAAAGCAAAACUUGCUAUUUGGGAUACAGCUGGUUCUGAAAGAUUCCGAACAUUAACUCCAAGUUAUUACCGAGGGGCUCAGGGAGCCAUUUUAGUGUAUGAUGUAACAAAUCGUCAAAGCUUUAUGAAAUUAGACCAAUGGCUGUAUGAACUGGAAACCUAUUCCACAAGAACAAACAUUGUAAAAAUGCUUGUUGGAAAUAAAAUUGAUAAGGAAAACCGUGCUGUAAGUCGAGAAGAAGGAAUGAAAUAUGCCCGAAAACACUCCAUGUUAUUCAUUGAAGCCAGUGCAAAAACAUGUGAUGGUGUACAAUGUGCAUUUGAGGAACUGGUUGAAAAGAUUUUGCAAACACCUGGUCUCUGGGAAUCAGAAAAUCCUCAAGGUUUCUCUCUUACAGAUUUAAGUAAUAAAACUGAAGGCACAUGCUCAGGAUAUUGCACUCUGAUAUGAUUGAGAUAAACAUUCUCAAUAUCAACACGUGACAAUUUGUUUGUGAUGUAUGAAAAGUUGACUGAAACUUUUUAUCAUCUAGAGCUAUUAUCAGUCAUAAUUUAAGGCCUUUCCUGCUUCUGUAAAUUUGUUUGUGUGCAACUAUUUAUCAUUCUUUUUUAAAAUAAUUAUUAAUAUGUUGUAUCUUUUAAUAAAUAAUCAAUGUGAUGUGAAUUGUCAGCUCUAAUGACUGUAAUGUUCACAUUUUUUUAUUUCCAAUUCCAUGGAAUUUAGAUAGUUGUAUUUAAAUGGAUAUAUUGACUUUCAUAGAGUAUAUAUAAUUAUGGUAGAAAUUAUCAUUUUACCUCUUUUAUAUAUCAUAAUUUUUUUUCCUUGCACCUUUUUUGUUUUAAAAAGCAAAAGAUAUAUGUUUGUAAAGCAAAUCCCAUUGCAAGUUUUCCAAGCUUUUGUGAAAGAUGUUCAUCAUAUAAGGAUUUAAAAGAAACAAAUUUGUAAAACAAAAGUUGUAAAUAAUAAUAAAAAUGUCUGUUUUUCUCAGAAAAUAUUUGGUUAAUACAGUGCUUUAAUAAAUUUUCUAAUUCAACAUCAUCUUUUAAGAUUUUUUAAUUUCUUGUAUUUUUAAUCACAAAUAGAUUGAAGUUUUUCUUUCAUUACAAAAUUAGUAUCAUAAUAUUAAAGAUGAAGAUUGCAUAUGUUACUUCAUUAGGAUCAUUGUUAUCUAUUGAUGGUUGAAUUAUGUUACCUACACAUCCAGUUUGCUAAUUUUUUUUUAAUACCCUAUAUCUCCUUAUCUUUUAAGUAUAUCUAUUGAUUUUUGAAUUAGUUAUUAUUAAUCAUGUUUAAAUUUCAUUAGUUUUGUAAAUUGACAUACAAGCCUUAUGAUUGGAUGGAAUCAAAUAAUAAGAUAUCCACUACAACUUCAUAAAUUUUGAGUUCACUAUUGUGAAUUGCACAAAAAUGUGUGUAAUUUGCUAUGCAAAACUGUAUUAACUUCAACCCAUCACACCACAUAUUAUUUAUAAUGCAGUAUUAGAAUUUUUUUGUUGUGCAAAUAUCUAUAUCUUGAAAUGCUUACAUUUGAAUUGAUUUUCAAAUUCAUAAUUUACUGCAAAGAAAUUGGAAAAUGCGAGGUGUUUUUGGUUAAUCAAAGAAAGAAUUUUAAAUUUCCUAGGGAUUUACAAAAUAACAGCCUAGUUCUUUUUGAAAUCGUUAUCAAUAUGAAAAGUGAAGAUAUAAAUUAAAAAAAAAAAAAAAAACUGCAGGGGUAGGAAACCUUAUUUAGUUGCUACCUCAAAAACCAUAUACAUCUGCAUUUUCCAACCAUGUUAAAGCAACAUACAAAAUUGUUUGAUGCUUUAUAUAUUUUUAUCUUCUGUGAUAAUUUUAUUCAUUAAAUUUUUUUAGUUAUC
Molecule: messenger RNA, 2245 nt
Organism: Argiope bruennichi
Lineage: Eukaryota; Metazoa; Arthropoda; Arachnida; Araneae; Araneidae
Product: ras-related protein Rab-18-like
Exons: 7
Coding region: 219-836 (205 amino acids)
Molecular function (GO): GTPase activity; GTP binding
Source: RefSeq, a predicted model, not a curated record